This is a messenger RNA of Macadamia integrifolia, 855 nucleotides long. Its product is annotated as optic atrophy 3 protein homolog. Gene Ontology annotation, biological process: regulation of lipid metabolic process. Bases 202 to 561 code for a protein of 119 amino acids. The record is from RefSeq and is a predicted model, not a curated record. Lineage: Eukaryota; Viridiplantae; Streptophyta; Magnoliopsida; Proteales; Proteaceae. Gene Ontology annotation, cellular component: mitochondrion. The transcript is spliced from 3 exons.
CUCACUUUUAUCGUGGCUAUCUUCUUUGUCAAGAAAUCCCUCUUUCAAAUUGGACGCACAACGGUCGCCCAUUCUAUUCUCUUCGGUUUAAAGCUAUCUUCUUUUUGUUCAUAGAGUCCAACGAUCAUACAGUUGGUAAUUCCAAUACUUUUGCACUAAUAUAUCUGCUGGGAUCAGGCAAAUCAUCGGUUCCAAACAAACAUGCAAAGGCGCAUCUAUGGUCAUGCAACUGAUGUUGCGAUCCGCCCUUUGAAUGAGGAGAAAGCUGUUCAAGCUGCUGCUGAUCUACUUGGGGAACUAUUUGUAUUUUCGGUUGCGGGAGCCGCUGUGAUCUUUGAGGUGCAAAGAAGUGCAAGAUCAGAAGCUAGGAAGGAGGAACUACGCAAGCAGGAACUAGGGGCAAUGAGGCAGAAGGAUGAAGAGUUGGCUAGAGAAGUGGAACUUCUGAAGCAUAGACUCGAAGAGCUGGAGCAUCUUGCAAGGGGACGAGGACUGAGUGGUCUUUUCAACUUCAAGCAUCCUCAGGCCACUGAAGAUGUAAAGUCAGCGACACCUCACUAAAUAUGCAGGUCAUGAAAUCUAUUACAACAUAACCUGUUAAAGGGAAGCCUGUAAUUUUUUUGCAUCAGGUUCAUCUGGAGUAAUUGGGGAAUAUGUCUUACAGUUCUCAUUUGUAAAUGAAAUUCCUUGAUGAUUAGAAGAAUAUGUGCAGGUCAUCAAUCUAUUAUUCUUUGUCUGCAGUCGAGAAACAAGUUGAGCUACAUUGUGAAUAACUGGCAUGUUCCAUGCCCUGGUUUUUUUUGUGACCCAAAAUCAUCAAUACAACAUUGUAGGGAGCAUUUUUUUUUUUUCUCA